This is a messenger RNA of Candida dubliniensis CD36, 2748 nucleotides long. RefSeq lists its product as uncharacterized. Gene Ontology annotation, biological process: rRNA processing. The transcript has a single exon. The coding region runs from base 1 to 2748 and encodes 915 amino acids. Gene Ontology annotation, cellular component: small-subunit processome; nucleolus. NCBI's taxonomy places the organism in Eukaryota, Fungi, Ascomycota, Pichiomycetes, Serinales, Debaryomycetaceae. The record is from RefSeq and is a predicted model, not a curated record.
AUGGCUCGUAACAAUAAACAGCAGAAUUCUAAAUCCAAGAAGAAUAAUAAUAACAACAACAAGAACAACAAGAACAACAAGAAGAAGAAUAAUAAACAACAUCAUCAAAAAAGAAAUGAUGAUGAAGGAGGUGAACUCUCUAUAUAUGAUUCCAAAAUUAGAGAAUUCGAAGAUGGGAUAUUAGAUGCGAGAAAAUAUUUACAAUCUGAUGAUAUUAAAGUUGAUUUGGAUGAAGAAAUUGAUUCUGAUGAUGUAUUAGGUUCUGAUGAUGAUUAUGAUAUUUUGAAUUCCAAAUUUUCACAAACUAUUAGAGAUAAGGCUAGAAAGAAAAAACUGGGUAAAAAUUUUAGUAAAAAUGAAAAUGAAGAUGAAGAUGAAGAUGAAGGAUAUAGUAGUAUAGAUGAAGGACAAUUGGUUACUUUAUCGGAAGCUUGGGAUAUGGAUGAUCGUGAUUUAGAUGAGACUUUGGGGAAGAAAUCUAAAAAUGAUAUUGUUUUAAAUGAUACAUGGGAAACUGAAUCUAGUGAAGAUGAAAUGGAAGAAGACAAUGAUGAUGAUAGUGAUAAUUCCUCAGAAGAAUCUAGUUUGGAAGAAGAAGAAGAAGAAUCAACUGAUGAUGAAGAAGAAAUAUUUGGAAAUCAUGAUAAUGAUGAAGAAGUUGAUUUAUUGAAAACCGUCAAUAAAUUACAAUCAAAAAUUGCUUCCAAACAACCCAAAGAACGUAAAAAAUUGAUUAUUGAAACUAGACAAGAAAAUGAAUAUAAUUUACCUACUGGAGGUAAUCAAUUAUCAUUACAAGAUAUGAUGGCUGAUAUUAAUGAAGAUGAGAAUAAUAAAGCCAUUUUACUUGAUAAAGAAUCCAAAGCUAUUGCUAUUCCAUUACCUAAACGUAUUCAACAAAGAAAUGAUCGUGCUGCCGCUUAUGAAUUAUCGAAAAAAGAAAUAAGUAAAUGGACAGAUUCUGUUCAAGCUUUAAGACAAGCAGAAGUAUUGAAAUUCCCAAUGAUUAAUCAACAACAAGAAGAUACCAUUCAAGAUUCAGCACUUACUUUCAGAUCUGAUAAUGAGCCAAUUACUGAACUUGAAAAAAAAAUCAAUAAUGUGUUGACAGAAUCUUCACUUGUUGAUGAUAAAAAAGAAGCAAAAUUUGAAGAAAUUGCUAUUGCUCAAAUGACUCCUGAAGAAAUGAAGAAAAGAACUAAUGAAUUAAGAUUAAUGCGUGAAUUAAUGUUUCGAGAUGAAAAAAGAGCGAAAAGAAUUAAGAAAAUUAAAUCUAAACAAUAUCAUAAAAUUCAAAAACGUGAACGAUUGAAAACUCAAGAAAUGGUUGAAAAUGAUGAAUUUAAUAUAGAUGAAGAUCAUGAUAGUAAACGAGCCAUUGAAAGAAUGAGUUUAAAACAUAAGACUCAAUCACAAUGGGCCAAAUCAAUGAUAAAAAGUGGAUUAUCAAAAGAUUCAUCAAAUAGGGUUGAAUUAGAAGAAAUGUUGAGACAAGGUGAAAAAUUACGUAUUAAACAAAUGGGAUUUGAAGAUGGAGAUCAAAGUGAUGAAGAUAUUGAUGAUAUUAUUAAUGAAUAUAAUCAAGAUGAUAUAAAUCAUGAAAAUAAAUUGAAAAAUAAAUUAGGUAAAGGAGUUAUGAAUAUGGAUUUUAUGAAAAAAGCUGAAGCUCGGAAAAGAGAAGAAAAUUUGAAAGAAUUAGAAAUGUUGAAAAAAUUACAAAAUGGAGAAGAAGGUGAUUUGGAAAUUUUCAAAGAAGAUAAUGGUGCAGUUAAUAUCAUUAAGAAUCAAGGAAGAAGAAUCUAUACUCCAACAGCAGCAGCAACAGCAGCAGCAGCAACAGCAGCAUCAUCAUCCCAGAUAAAUGACAAUAUUAACGAGCAAGUAUUAGCAGAUGUUGAAAAUGACAAUGCCAAAUCGUUGAAUAAGAGACUUGCCAAAAAAUAUCAGGUCAUUGAUAAUCAAGAAACAAAUGCUUCAACAUCAACAUCAACAUCAACAUCAACUCAACCAGAGGUUUUACCAGUGGAUGAAUCCAACCCAUGGUUGUCAGCUAAUACUAGUAUUGAUAAUGACAUUAUGAAAAAGAAUAAUUCUACCAAAAUAACUACUAUUGAUAAAGAAUCUUCAAAAUUAGCUAAAGCAGCGGCUAAAUUAGUCAAAUCAAAAUUGAAAAAACACAAGUCUAAUGAUGAAAAUACAUUGAUAGAUGUCAAUGAGACAUUAGCUAUUAAUGACAUUUAUCAAGAUAAUGGUUCUGAAAAUGAAAAUGAAGGUGAAUCAAUUCCAACAAUGUUUAAACAAAAAGAUUUGAUUAAACAAGCAUUUGCUGGAGAUGAUGUUAUUAGUGAAUUUACCAAUGAAAAAAAACGUGUUAUUGAAGAAGAAGAUGAUAAAGAAGAAGAUUUAACAUUACCUGGAUGGGGGGAUUGGACUGGAGGUGAUGAUUUAAUAAAAUUUAAAAAAAAAAAAUUUAUCCAUAAAAUUGAUGGAAUAAUGAAAAAAAAUCAUCGUAAAGAUAAAAAUUUGAAAAAUGUAAUUAUAAAUGAAAAAGUUAAUAAAAAAAAUUUAAAAUAUCAAAGUAGUCAAAUUCCAUAUCCAUUUGAAACUAGAGAACAAUAUGAAAGAUCUUUAAGAAUGCCAAUUGGUCAAGAAUGGACAUCAAAAGAAACUCAUCAAAAAUUGACUAUGCCAAGAAUUAUUGUCAAACAAGGUACAGUUAUUGAUCCAUUAAAAGCUCCUUUCAAAUAA